Messenger RNA from Mycotypha africana, 1518 nucleotides. Its product is annotated as WD40-repeat-containing domain protein. Bases 1 to 1518 code for a protein of 505 amino acids. Gene Ontology annotation, cellular component: nucleolus. The record is from RefSeq and is a predicted model, not a curated record. Lineage: Eukaryota; Fungi; Mucoromycota; Mucoromycetes; Mucorales; Mycotyphaceae. Gene Ontology annotation, biological process: rRNA processing; positive regulation of transcription by RNA polymerase I. The transcript is spliced from 4 exons. Gene Ontology annotation, molecular function: protein binding.
AUGGAGUAUCAAAAAACCAUAGUUAAGAAAUACCCCAAGGUUCAAAGUCAAAAGAAUACUGCAGAGGCGAAAUAUUGGAAACGAUUCAAGUCGCCCAUCGUCAUAAAAGAAUAUGCUAGUGUCACUUCUAUAUACUUUUCACCAGUCUCACCCUACGAUUUUGCAGUUACAUCGUCUACACGUGUGCAGAUUUAUUCUUCUAAAACACAUCAACCGAAAAAGACUAUCUCUCGAUUCAAAGAUACAGCUUAUUCAGGCAGUUUCCGUCAGGAUGGCAAACUCAUUGUUGCUGGUGAUGCCACUGGUUUGGUUCAAAUGUUUGAUGGAGGUUCUCGAGCCAUUUUGAGAACGUUUAGAGACCAUAAAAUGCCUGUUCAUGUUACAAAAUUUUCCACCAACAAGUCGAAUAUUUUAUCUGGCUCAGAUGAUCAAACAGUUCGAAUUUGGGACAUACCAACGGGGGAAAGCGUCAAUGUAUUUGAAGAGCAUGAUGAUUAUGUUAGAGCGGGUGUUGUCAGUUUGGAUAACCCUAACUUAUUUGUCAGUGGCUCUUAUGACCAAACAGUAAAAUUAUGGGAUAUGAGACAACCUGACAGCGUGAUGACAAUGAACCAUGGAGCGCCCGUAGAAUCACUUCUAAUAUACCCUAAUGGAGGGGCAAUUGUCUCUUCUGGUGGGCCUACAGUCAAAGUGUGGGAUUUAUUGAGCGGUGGAAGAUGUAUGCAUACACUGAAUAACCACCAAAAGACAGUGACGAGCAUGUGCUUCGAUGGAUCAGCCUCACGAUUAGUAACAGGUUCUUUGGAUCAGCAUGUCAAAAUCUUUAAUGUCCAGGAUUAUAAAGUUGUUCAUAGCGUUAAAUAUCCUGCACCUAUUCUCAGUGUAGCAUUGUCGCCAGAUGAUACCCACCUUGCCGCUGGUAUGUCAAACUGUUUAUUAUCCAUCCGUCAGCGUCAACUCAAGUCCUCCGAGAAAGCGAUGAAAAAGAAGAAUGAAGAAUACCUUAAAGGAGGCACAUACAAAUACUUUAUGCGUGGACAAGCCAAUACAGCAGCUCAAGACGAUUUUGUGGUGGAAUCUGUAAGACGACAGAAAUUGAAAAAGUAUGACCAUUUCAUGAAGGCAUUCCAGUAUGCCAAUGCAUUGGACGAAGUCUUACGAGUGAGUGGACAAACACCUGUUGUUGUGGCUGCCGUUUUACAAGAAUUGAUCCAUCGUGACGGUUUGAAGACAGCAAUAACAGGUCGUGAUGAUGUGUCUUUAGAACCACUUAUGCGCUUUUUGAUCAAGCACAUCCAUCAUCCAAGAUUCACAAAUCUGUUGGUUGACGUAUCAGAAACAGUGAUAGAUUGCUAUACACGUGUCUUUGGUCAAUCUCCACUUAUCGAUGAGCUUUUAUCUCGUCUAUCAUACAAAGUGAAACAGGAAAUACAACUACAAAAAGACCUUAUUGAAACAAUGGCUGCAUUGGAUAUGUUAUUUGCCAAAUCUGCUUCUGCAGUUGCAGCCAGUCAUUAA